This is a messenger RNA of Rhizophagus irregularis DAOM 181602=DAOM 197198, 3012 nucleotides long. The record is from RefSeq and is a predicted model, not a curated record. Lineage: Eukaryota; Fungi; Glomeromycota; Glomeromycetes; Glomerales; Glomeraceae.
AUGCUUUAUCUUUUGGUUCAAGUUAAUGAAAGUAUUAAGUGUGUUAUUUCUGAACGUGUAGUGAGUAUAGAAGCCAUAGAUAAUAAAUUUUCUGACCUUUUUGAUGCAAUAACAUUAGGACAAUAUAACGAUAGGGAGUCAAAUUUAAAUACACAAGAUAUUCCUAUUCCGACUCAAAAUAGAGAAAGUGCUUUUAGCAUUUUAAUGCAAAAUUCAAGAAAACUUUUACUUCCUCAACGUAUUACUGAAUAUAAUAAUUGUGAUCUACUUUAUAAUGAAAUUAUCGAACUUCUUCAAGAUCUAAAAGUUGGCUGGAUGGGUGGUGUGCACGAUACGAUUGGCAAAAUAUUUGUAAAUCGUAUUAAGGAUGCAAUCUGGUAUAUUGAUCCACAUCACUCCACAUUAAAUGCACGUUCAUGUCACUUGCCUAUCCUUUUCACACAACUGAAAACCUAUCAAGAUGGUGAUACAUAUAACCAAUAUUACCAUUCCGGUCAUCAUAAAAAAAUUCAAUUGUCACAACAUAAACUUCUUCAACUUUCAAGUUUUCUUGGAUUAUCUAUUAGUCAACCAUGGGCAAGUAAUGAUAUAUGGAAUCAAGUAGUUCCAGCAAUUCUUUCGCUAAUUGGAAUUCUGGAAAAAUAUGUUCAGUAUCUAAAUGAAGCUACUAUUAUUAUGACCAAGCAUCACCAUUGUGAUGAAAGUGCUCGCUGUCCUGAAAAUAACUGUAUUAUGUAUCGGACUGCUGCUUGUAAACGUGAUAACCUCAAAGAUAAAUAUAAACAACUGAACAAUCUUUUAUUUGAAAAACAACUCAUGUUUCCAAUAGGCAUAUAUAGGUAUCAUCAAGGCAGUCAUUUGGGAACCAUUAAUUUUGUAUGGAAAAUUCCUGAAGCUGAAGAAUUUAAUGAUGAACAAAAUGAAACGUUGAAAGUACGAAUGCUUGCUAGGAUUCACGAAGGUUUACCUCAUUAUUUUACACGACAAAUGCAAAAGAAUGUGCUUAAUAAGAAAGUUACACCAGCUGUACUACGUAUGCUUCAUUUUGAUCUCACUGGUAAUGCUGCCGUAUCUUCAAAUUCUAUCAGUCGUGAAGUAGAAGAGAGAUUACUAUUGAUGUUAACUUUGGCAGAUCCCACCAUUAUAUCUGAUUUGCGAACAAAUAAUGGUUUUGAUGGAACAAAAUUUAAUAUAUUUUGGGAUGAAACAGAAGCAUAUUUCAAUGAACAGAACUUGCUUGCAGUAGAUGAACGGAGACAUGAAACUAUUCUAUACAUGCCAUUAGCCUUAUCUGUUCGUGAUCUUCGUGAAAUAAUAAUGGAAAAAUUAUAUAUCAUCCAUGGUAAUCCUCUUCCUUUUACUAUUCAUAUUCCAUCAGAAGAAUGGAUCCGCCUACAGUUUUGCCCUACAAAUGCUAUUGCAACACGAUCUAUACAUCACACUGGUCGAUUCAACGUAAAAUUUAAGGUACAAGGUCGGUUGCUUCUGAAAAAUAGUGAUGAUGCACAUUAUUGUGCAGCAUUUUUCCGGUAUCUUAGAGAAUUUUGCAUUAAGUACCAUCAGUGGACUUGUUUGAUUUCUGCAGAUGACAAACAUAAAGUUCCUAUUGGAGAAGAUUUUGCAGUUUCUACAGUUACGUUUUUCAUAUCAAUCCCUGAGGAUAUUUUUGGAUCAUUUUAUGAUGGUCAAGUUUUUGUAUCUUAUAAAGAUACAACCUUUGAGCCAAGUUCUGCCAUCAGACAUUCAACUGAGUUUUUAAAUGCUCUUAAUAUCCAAUAUGAACAUCAAGUAACGCCACCAAUACUAUGCCUUUAUACUGAUGGAGGGCCGGAUCAUCGAUGCAAUUAUGGAUCUGUGCAGAUUGCAUUGAUUGCUCUUUUUCUACAGGGGGAUUUUGACAUGCUCAUUGCAGUUCGCACUGUGCCCAAUCAUAGCUGGACAAAUCCAGCUGAACGUAUUAUGAGUAUCUUGAAUUUGGGUUUACAAGGUGUAGCACUUAAGCGUAAUCAGAUGAGUCCUGAAUCUGAAGCUUUGUUUGAAACGGCAAAUACCUUAGAUGAUAUACGUAAAAAGGCUCAAGAAUUUAAUGAAUUAAAUUCUGAAUUAAUAGAGAGUAUAGCAAAUAUUCAAGACAUGUUAAAUAAUCGAACAGAACGGCUAGUAUUAAAAGAUAAGAAAUUCAAAUGUCAUGGAUCAGCAAGUGAAGAAAUAAUUACUAAAUUAUUUGAGAAGUCAAUUUUUGUUAUAGACCCCACUUUGAAAAUUGACGAAACCACACAAUCGCAAAUACGUCGUCAUUCUGCAUUGAUUGAAUUUAUGGAUACUCAUUGCCAUGCGCGCGCCUAUAGUUUUCAGAUAAAAAAGUGCAAUAAUCCUACUUGUCCAUAUUGUAAACCAAUUCGUCUUCCUUCACAAGAAUUUCAUGAUUUGAGUUUUCUUCCAGAUCCGAUCCCUUCGCAAGAGAAUACUGACCAUUACGCGGCUUUUCAAAGUGUCUAUGGAACUGAAACUACCGAAGAAUAUAGACCAACAUAUAUGCAAUCACAGGCGAACGCAGAACCUAUUCCAAAAUCUAUUCUAGUUGUAGGGAAAAUCCGUGGUUAUAUUGAUUGUGAAGAUUGUAAAAAGCGUCGCUGUGUGUAUAGUGACAAAUUCUUGAAUAGUGACGAACAACAAGAUUUUCAACAAGUACUAGAGUCAUAUUCAUACUCCUGCGGUGCACCAAUUUUUCCUGAUGAUCACUACUUGAAAGAAGUAGUGUUUGUACGAACACGUAUCAAUUGUGACUCACCAAUUGAAGUAUUGUAUUAUUCAAGCCGUAAAUCAGGAAAUUAUCCAAUUUGUUACUAUUGUGGAGAAAGUGAAGGUUUGGUGGCACCUCCGGAAUCUUUGAAACAGCGUUUCAAACAAAUUUAUCCACUAUGUGAGAUGUGUAUAGAGAAUAGAAAAGGUUUUCAUACUAAAGGAGAGAUUAAGACUAACGGACGUGCCUCAAAGCGCCGUAAAACAUAG